AUGCCGUUGCUAUCGCCACCGCCGCCGCCGGCGGCUCCCAGCGGCGGGAGCUCGCGAAGGCUCGGGAGCCGGAUCCGAAGGAGGCGAUCCAGGAGGAACUGGGCGGCCCUGCCACUGGACGCGUUGCUGUACAUCUUCCACAAGCUGGACCACGUCGACCUCAUGCUUGGAGCCGCGUCGAGGACGUGCCGCUCCUGGCGCAGCGCGGCACGCCAGCCCGAGCUGUGGCGCCGCAUCGACUUGCGUGGCUACUCCCGUCCCUUCCGCGAGACCAUCAGUCUCGACAGGAUGGCGCGGCUCGCCAUCUGGUUCAGCGCCGGGCAGUGCGUGGCAUUCAUGGGCGAGCACGGCUGCGUGGACGGCGACCUCCUCCUGUUCCUCGCCGAGCGGUAA
Lolium rigidum is the source of this 393-nucleotide messenger RNA. RefSeq names its product F-box protein SKIP19-like. NCBI's taxonomy places the organism in Eukaryota, Viridiplantae, Streptophyta, Magnoliopsida, Poales, Poaceae. Gene Ontology annotation, molecular function: protein binding. The transcript has a single exon. The coding region runs from base 1 to 393 and encodes 130 amino acids. The record is from RefSeq and is a predicted model, not a curated record.